This is a messenger RNA of Lytechinus pictus (painted urchin), 6688 nucleotides long. Its product is annotated as ras-related protein Rab-24-like. Gene Ontology annotation, cellular component: Golgi apparatus; endosome. The record is from RefSeq and is a predicted model, not a curated record. Lineage: Eukaryota; Metazoa; Echinodermata; Echinoidea; Temnopleuroida; Toxopneustidae. Bases 770 to 1390 code for a protein of 206 amino acids. Gene Ontology annotation, biological process: vesicle-mediated transport. Gene Ontology annotation, molecular function: GTP binding; GTPase activity. The transcript has 9 exons.
GCCGGUGAUAUGAUGACGUGACCUUUCAACUUGGAGCUGACGACUCACGAGUUUAGUAACGUAGGUUUGAGUGCAUGAUCUGAUAUAUGCAUGCAGUGGAUGCGAUGACCGAAUAUCGAGAGGGAGUUUCCGCAUCAACAAUUGUGUGAAACUGAAAGGCAAUCAACAGUCUAGCCUCAUGUUAACCUGAAAGAAAAUAUUAGCUUUGAGAUUCUACUAAUCAUAACGAAAUGCUGAACAUGUUUUCUGGAUAACUUUUUGGAAGUCCUGGAACAGUGAACGGCCACCAGACAACGAUUUGCCGUGCAUGCUGGACAAUAUAGCGCCAGGAACAGAAGCCACAUUGAAAGGGCUGCAGCCGGGGAGAUACAGGCUGCGCCGAGGUUGAGAACUCGUAUACCAUACGUGUCAUUCAUUGAGCCGACUGCAGCUGUGUGCAGAGCCAAGAUCAUUGAUGACCAAGAAGAGUGUCAUUUUUCAUUCAAAUGAGACACUGCAAGUUCGACCACAGCGGGAUAUUAUUAGACAGAAUUCAACUUUACAAAUCAUGACAUUGGCUGUAUGAGGAAACCCUUGGAAGAGAGAAACAAACCAAUAAAGUGCAGUGAUACUACGACUACAACUAGAAAUGUGGUGCAAGUUCUGAGGAGUAAAAUGCGUUUUGAUGAAUAGACUAGUUUGAGUCUAGGUCCAUGGUCUCAAGAACAAGGAAGACAAUUGUUAAUGGACAUGCACAGACUUGAAGUAAACAGAUCAAAUUAAUAACACAAUGAGUGGAAGUAGAGUGGAUCUCAAAGUUGUGCUCCUUGGAAAGGAGUAUGGUGGAAAGACUAGUCUUGUGGAACGAUAUCUCCAUGACAGAUUUCAUGGAGAUGUUCCAUACCAAAAUGUGAGUACUAUAGGAGCUGCAUUCGGUGCCAAGAAGGUUGAUGUAUAUGAUCGGACAGUCACAAUGGGUGUAUGGGACACUGCUGGAUCAGAGAGAUAUGAAGCCAUGAGUAGGAUAUAUUAUAGAGGGGCCAAAGCUGCCAUUGUUUGUUAUGAUUUAACAGAUGAUCAGAGCUUUUCAAAAGCAAGAUUCUGGGUAGAUGAAUUGUUAAAGAAUGAAGAGCACUGCAAAAUCUAUUUAUGUGGGACAAAAGUUGAUCUUGUACAGGAUGACAAGAAGAGUAGUAGAAGAGUUGAUUAUCAUGCAACAACAGAUUAUGCUGAUGAAAUACGUGCCCAGGUCUUUGAAACAUCAAGUAAAACAGGAUAUAAUAUAAAGGAACUUUUCUUCAAGAUAGCCAAAGAUUUUGUGGAUGAUCCGAAGAAUAAUGAAAAUGGAGAGGAAUCGCCCAAUACACUGAAGCUAGCAGAAAACAGUCAGAAGAAAUCAUGCCCAUGUUGACACCAUGAGAAUCCAAAGCCUUUCUGCAAUCUUGAUUCAUUCAUUCGGACAUUUAAUCAUGUGACAAAUUGGAUCAUCUAGAUUUCAAUUCAACAUGAUUUUGUCGGACUAAAAUAUAAAAGUGAAAUGACUUAUAACUACCACUUGAAUUUAACAGUAUUUAGUCUGCAAAAACAGGUUCUAUUUUGAUGUUUGAUGAAGUCACAAUUCGUGCCAAGUUGCCAGGAGAAGCUACUGGAACUGCAUAUGGGAAAGUAGUCUGCAGUCGGGGGAACUCAAAUUAUUCAUUAAUUGAAAAGCAAUGUUGUGGAUUUGAUGCCAUAUACUCGUGUCAUAUUCUGAUUGAUCAUUAUCUUGGAAAUGCUUAGUUCAGGAUUUUAGAACCCAUGUUGAUCUUGUGACUUACCCACGACGGUUGAGAAUGCUCUCUUUAGCAAUCUCCAUGGACCAAAUGAUCAAUAUCAAGAUUAGUUGCUGCUUCAGUGCACAUGUAUGCAAGUGUCAUCUGCAUUCUUUAGUCAGAGUCUACUCUAGAUAUAUGUUACCCUCAUAUGUGCUCUACUGAAUUUGGAUUUAAUUUCCACUGAUUAUGAUAACAAUAAUAAUAAUAAUGUCAUAUUUUACCCAGGGAAGCCACUUCAGUUCACUGUUCUCCCAGCAGACCCUGCUUUAUGAUGUCAUUAUUAUCCUGUCUUUAACUUGAUCGGGUGCUCAAGCAUUCGAGAAAUUUCUUCCUACCGGGCCUUAUUUACUACACCCAGGUGGAGAGUGGCAAAUGUAGAUAAAUGCCAAGCUGCCAAAAGACGAGAGGUAUUAAACUGAAGCAAGAAAGUUUUGUUCAUAGUUAACUUGCUUCUAGUAAAUCAGCCCUACCACUACAGACCAUUUCCCCCUGUUUCUUCGUUUGAAAGAAAGAAAAUAUAUGUUUUCUUGUUUUUAUAAAAAACAAAGAAAGGAAUUUGUACAAUAAUAGUCAUUGAUCUUUGUGCAGAUGGAAUGUUUGCAAAUGUCAUGAAAUGCUUGAAGCUAAUGAUUCAUGACAUGAGGUUUCUUGGGCCUUGAAAGAAACCAACAUGAAGAUAUAUUUCACAAGAUUUCUGGGUUUAGUAUUAUGUUUAGAUACAUGCAAACAUAAUUAUUUGCCAAUUAAUCUGCUUCUUGAAUUAGAAUUAUUCAGCUGUUGGGUCAACAAAGUAAAAUCUGUGGUCCAUUUUUUAAUUUGCAUCUAAAACUACUUCUUUGGUCAUAUAGAAUGAAAAAAUGAAUUUCAUUAACAAGAUCUGGAUUAGUAAAUUAUUUAUAUUUUAUUCCAGAAAUGUAUCAAUAACCUUGCCAUUCUACAAAAAGUGAUGUUAUUCCAGCUCUUGAAACAUAAAGUGGUUGAAAAGGGAAUAUAUAUUGAUUGAUCAGUUGUGUUCCAAAGUUGUGUUGUAUUGUAUAUGACCAGGGAUCUGUAUCACAUAGGUUGGCAAUAGAUUGUUAAUGGCCAAUCAAGAUGAUCGUUGCAGGUUAAACCCUUAUCAUGAACCAAUCAGAAUCAUUCUUUCAUAUUUUUGAUUUAUUACUUAUAUUUGUGUUACUAGUCCCAGGCCAUCUCUUUAUACACUCUUCGAUCCUUCUUUCAUCUUUCCUGCUAUUUUCUCUCUCUUUUUCUUUUUGUUUUCAUUGUAAAUGUGAAAAUAAUUGAAGGAAGUGUUGUGGAGGACAGUCACACACAUUCCUACUCUCACCGCCCCCUUCCGAUCGUGGAACCACAUAUUCAAUUGAAAUAUUUAUGUACUGUUAUUGAUUAUUGUAGUACAUGUAGUUGCAGUAUAUUGAUUCAUAAAAAAUGUAACUUGAAAUGAAUUAUGUUUUCUUCAGUCUUCCUGUCUAUGUUCCAAUCAUUUUUAAAUGUUUUCAAUUCAAUUUGAAAAGAAAAUCAAUGAAGAGUUGCUAUCUUUUUGUACCAGUGGUAUGUUCACAUCACAUGUUUUGGAUAUGCCUGAAAUUUUAGUAUACACGUCAUAGGAUGGGCCGGGGGGGGGGGGGUCACCAUGGGGCUGUUUCAUAAAGCUGUUUGUAAAUUUAUGGAUGACUUUACGAUCUACUUGAGUCUACUUGUUUUAAGUGCUAAAUCAGGUUAUCGGUCAUUAUGAUUCCCAUUUGCUACAGUUGAAUGAUGAUCUUUGCAGAUUAUAAUCUCAAUUCUCAGUGAUACCAAGCAUAUAAACGCAAAGUUUAAUAUUUUUCAAAAUUUAGAUAGGUUUAUUGGAAAUUCACUCUCUCUUUCAUUAAACACCAGGGAAAUUUUGGGGUAUAUCAUUUAGCGCAAUAACAUGCUAAACUAUCAAACAGCUGUAACCGAAAAAUUAAAAAUCCAUAUUAUACUGUUUGAAACAGAAAUCGGAAACAGAAAUCCUCCAAAAAUUUGUUUUGCCCAAUUGUGCAUUCCCAAGGUUCUCUGAAUGUUUUGCUGCCACACUGUAUAGGAAGAUGCAGAGAGAGAGAAGAAAUAGGAUGUAGAAAAAGAUGACCAUAGAUAUUUAGAAGGGGAGGAAACAGUCCAUUGCAUUGGGUACAUACCAUACUAAAAAUAUAUGUCUUUGUCAUGCUUUUUACUUUUCUUUAAAAUUAAGAUUGAUUUUCUUUCCCUCUUAAUUGAUGCUUCCAUUUAAAUUACAUACACUGGUAAUAAUAUGGUGAAUAGAAAUUAUUUUGCUUCGGAUUCAAGGAAAUAGCUUUCAGGUGGCAGGGGUGUAGUGGAUUUAGAUUGGCAAUUGAUGUCUUACUCAUAAUGAAUAUAUGAAAUAAUUACCGUUAUUGUUUAAUUUGGAAAAUUCAUAUUAUUGAUCAUUUAGAAUGAACUUGUGUAUAUCUAAAUUAUAUAUGUGUCCUGAUUGUAAAUUUCUUUAUGAUUUAAAUAAAUACUCAGUGAUUCAGUGAGGUUCAAUAAGAUUUUGAUUUUUAAAAAUUAUAGCUGUGAAGAACAAAGAGGUUCAUAAUGAUGCUGUAAAGGUAAAGUUUUUGAAAUGUUAUAUCUUUGAAAGUAAAUGGAUUUGUUCCAUGAAAAUUGGACAUAUGAUUAAUCAAGGUUCACUGAUCAUUUGGCAUGAGUAUUAGGUCACAUUAUGGGCCAAAAGUCAUUUGAGGUCAACAAACAGAGUGUUGUAUUAUAAUUUUUUUUCAUCUUAGUUGCUUUUAGAAUUGGCACUGCAGCUACAUUGGAUUGCAAAAUGCAGGUGAGACUGCCAGAGGCUUUCCACUUUUUUAAAACAUUCGCAAUACCAAAUUACUCUGACAUGUGUAAACAUACUUCCUUCUUGCUCUGUGCACUUAAAGGGGAAUCCAGCCUUGGCCAUUGAAUGAUGUGUUGGGAAGGAGAAAAAUAAAUUAAACAGAAUGGUGAAAGUUUGAAAGAAAUCGGACAAGCAAUAAGAAAGUAAUAGCUGCUUUAAAAUUGAGAUCACUAAUACUAUGUAGAUUUCAAAUUGGCAACUGGGUAAGUAAAUUAUGACAAGGGGCAAGGACAACUUUCCCAUAGGCCAUGUACUUUAUUAUCAGGGAUUUGUGGUUUUCUCCUAAGUACCCAUUCCCCUGGGGCAGUAAUCUAAAUAUAACCCAGGUAUAGUAUAUUGUUUUAUGUCCUCAUGAAAGAAAAAUAUAAUUUGAAAUAAAACUUUUGGGAAAAAUGACAUUUUAGCCAUAAUAUGUAUUGGAGUACAUGGAAGAGUAGUCCUUGCCUUACAUCACUAUGACAUCCCAUAUGCGGCCAAUUUGAAGUCUCCAUGGGUAUAGUGAUUACCAAUAUUUACAACUUUUAAAAAUUCAUAACUUUCUUGUUGUUUGUCCAAUAUUGUUCAAACUUUCACCUAUCAACUUGUCUGAUUUUUCUUUUUCUUAUAAAAACAAGUUUUUAUUUGGGUUGAAUUCCCCUUUAAUUCAUGAAAUUUGUUCAUCUUAAGUGCUGAUGAUGAUGAAGUACACUGUUUGAAGGGUUAUGCGACAUUUGCUCUUACAACAAAUGCUACUCCGCUAAUUUCUCUGAAGAUGAGAGUUAAAUGGGUUGUGGUAGGUUUUUUUUCAGAAUCAUGUAAUGAUUAGUAUUGAUGUUGAGGUGAGCUUUGAAGCCCUGGGCCCUGUUGCAUAACAGUUACUAUCAUGUCAACUUUGUUUUAAAGGACAAGUCCACCCCACAAAUAGUUGAUAUGAAUAAAAAGAGAAAAAUCCAACAAGCAUAACACUGAAAAUUUCAUCAAAAUCGGAUGUAAAAUAAGAAAGUUGUGACAUUUUAAAGUUUUGCUUAAAUUCACAAAACAGUUAUAUGCACAUCCUGGUCGGUAUGCAAAUGAGGAAACUGAUGACGUCAUCCACUCACUAUUUCUUUUGUAUUUUAUUAUAUGAAAUAUUCUUAUUUUCUAUUCAUUAUUAAGUGAAAAAGCGAUUAAUUCCUCCCCGAACAUGUGGAAUUAGCAUUGUUUAAAUCUAUGUGUUUCAGUCUAGUUGGUCCUUAUUGUCAAGUCUGUAAAAAAUGAACUAUUGUAUAAUUCAAACAAUAAAAAACAUAAGAAAUAGUGAGUGAGGGACAUCAUCAACUGUCUCAUUUGCAUGUCACUCAGUUGUGCACAACACUUUUUGUGAAAAAUAAGCGAAACUUUAAAAUGUCAUAACAUUCUUAUUUUACAUCCAAUUUUGAUGAAAUUUUCAACAUUAUGCUCAUUUGAUUUUUCUCUAUUUUUUCAAAUCAACAUUUUUUUUUCUUUUUAUAUAUAAAUCAACAUUUUUUUUGGGGGGUGGACUUGACCUUUAUCUUUCAUGGAAUCCUUGAUUUUGAUUGGCUGCUAAGCUAUAAUAGUAACUUUGAUGCAACGGAACCCAGGGUUUAUGUUUGGUUUAAUACUUAGUGCAUUUUUACAAGGAGCAAUUGUCGCAAGAGCAAAUGUCUUGGAACUAUUUGAAUUGACAUUUCCUAUGAGUGUAAUUAGGAGGUUAAGUGGAUUUCCAGUAUUUAGCUUGAGCACUGAGCAUCUGAAGAGAGGUUGUAAGGUGUGUCAUUUUUUUAAAUGACAUUUGGAAUGGCAUUACUCUUAUGUCUUUAAAGUUUGAUCUGCUUUCAUAAUCCUCUCAAUCAAUUAUUUCAUGCUUGCAUAUGUAUAAUGGAAUGAUUAUUGAGAGAAGAGCUUUCUAUGGUUCUUUGAUUUUUGUUUAACAUGUGUUUGUUUAAUUUAAUAUGUUUUGUUUUUAUAUGACUUUGUUCUUGAUGUGUAAAAAAUAUCUGCUCAUUAAAGUUGCCAACAGUGAGCAUCUUGGUACACAAUA